This is a messenger RNA of Mytilinidion resinicola, 849 nucleotides long. RefSeq names its product Clavaminate synthase-like protein. NCBI's taxonomy places the organism in Eukaryota, Fungi, Ascomycota, Dothideomycetes, Mytilinidiales, Mytilinidiaceae. The record is from RefSeq and is a predicted model, not a curated record. The transcript is spliced from 2 exons. The coding region runs from base 1 to 849 and encodes 282 amino acids. Gene Ontology annotation, molecular function: 2-oxoglutarate-dependent dioxygenase activity.
AUGUCUGCUCGCCUCGGUUCUCGAAUAUCGCGUUUCCGGUCCAUGAACUUCCUGGACACUUUCAGCAUUGACAGCUUUCGUACCAGCCACUUCAACCCCCGAGUCCCGGCUCUCCUGCGAAACCAAUUUCACCAAAUUCCUGCUAUCUCUAGAUGGUUUGAUCCGUAUUCUUUCAAGCCCGGGUUUCACCAGCUAAACUCUGAUUACUUGGCGCCCUAUGGCUCCGUCAUCGUCCCACUGGAGCUGACGCGCGCGACGCAUCCAUUGUCGGAUUCCAUGCCUGACGAUGCUGAGCAUCACUCACAGACAUUUCAGCGUUUCGAAGCGCCUCUCUCGGUACUUCUAGCAUCCUGCUCCUCCUCACACUCCUCGCCGGGCAACCUCUACCUCGCCCAGUGCUCGCUCGACUCGCUUCCCCUGCCUCUCCAAGCCGAUCUCCCGACGCCUGAUGUUGUUCUAAAAGCUGGAAGGGGAGAUAUAUAUGCGAACAGCCUGUGGUUGGGGCGUCCGCCCACGCGUACUCCCUUGCACCGGGAUCCAAACCCGAACAUAUUCGUGCAAUUGGCAGGGCAGAAGGUGGUUAGGUUGAUGGAGCCGGGGGCAGGGAGGGCUGUCUACGAACAAUCGAGGUCGGCCAAUGGGCAUGCAAAUAUGAGGGGCCAAGAAAUGAUGGAGGGCGAGGAGAUGGAGCGGCUGGAGGAUGCAAUUUGGGGAGAGGCGGGAGAGGCACAGGGCUGGGAGGCUAUUCUGGGUAGCGGGGACGGCCUCUUUAUCCCCAAGGGCUGGUGGCAUAGCGUGAGAAGCUUUGGAGAUGGGAUCACAGGAUCGGUCAAUUGGUGGUUCCGGUGA